Messenger RNA from Gryllus bimaculatus (two-spotted cricket), 690 nucleotides. NCBI's taxonomy places the organism in Eukaryota, Metazoa, Arthropoda, Insecta, Orthoptera, Gryllidae. The record is from the annotation of a GenBank genome assembly.
AUGUGCAAGCAGCCCCAAGUCAGGUGCAUGCCCGGGUCGGUGGCGGUGGAGGCGGCCGAGGGGCCGCAGCGGGCGGUGGCGGGCGGGCGCGAGGCGCGGGCCGCGCCAGUCUCGUCGCGCACGCGCGCGAGUCAACGUCGACGCUCCCCGCAGCGGCAGCAGCCCCGCGCGCGCAGCCCACUUCCCCGACCGCGACCGCGACCGCGCCGCACUCAGUCGUCGCGCGCGCCAUGCCGCGCCGCGUGCGCAGCUGAGCCCACGCCCCUUCUGCGCGCGCAGCUGACGCGAGCCGCCUGCUUCCGCACGCGUGUUAAUCGACGGAUUCGAAACGAUCGUUGCAACCAUUCUGGAGUAGUCAGGCCAGUCGCCUUCCAUUGCUCUAUCGCUGGGACUGCGCUCAAUUCCAGUACGAUCCACGUAGAAUUAUUUGUGGUGAACGUUGCGGGCUCAAAUGCGGCGCGCGGUCCGGGAGCCGCCGUCGCGCUCGGCGCCGGGGCCGGGGCUCGGGUCUGGGCCCGGGGCGGGGGCGACGGCAGGGGCGGCACACCCGCCCGUGCACCCGCCCACCGCCCCACGGCCGCGCCCCCCCCACCCAACACCAACGGGCUGCCCCCGCGCCGCCGCACCGCCCGCAGCGACGCCCCCGGCGCCCGCGCCCUCGCCCGCCGCCCGCAGCGCCAAGAACAUGGG